Molecule: messenger RNA, 778 nt
Organism: Saprolegnia diclina VS20
Lineage: Eukaryota; Oomycota; Saprolegniomycetes; Saprolegniales; Saprolegniaceae
Exons: 1
Coding region: 1-753 (250 amino acids)
Molecular function (GO): DNA binding
Source: RefSeq, a predicted model, not a curated record
AUGGCGGAAGACCCGAUCGUGUUUUGCCCGGCGCUCGACUGCUUUGGCGUCGAGUGGGGCACCGAGGUGCAACACGCCUUCUCGCCGCACGGGCUGGCCUCGCCCAAAACUGACUUGCUGGAGCUCUCGAGUCCGCCAAAACGAGAGCCAACCGAGACGAGCGUCGAGAAGCUUUUGGAAAGCAGCGACGAAGACGAUGGCGACGGCGACGACGAGCGAGUGCAAGCCAGCGGCACCAGUGUCGAAACGCAGACGGGGCGGUGGACCAAGAAGGAGCACGAGCUCUUCCUUGAGGGCCUGAAGCGCUACGGCAAGUCGUGGAAGCACAUCUCGAACCUCGUCGUCACACGCACGCUCGUUCAAAUCCGGACGCACGCGCAAAAAUACCUCCAAAAGCAAAACAAGGCCCCGACGCCGGCAUUUCUGACGCACCGCCCCGCCUAUUUGCUGCAGACGGGGCCGCGCUUGUGCCCGUUCCCAGAGAACGACAUUGAUCUGCUUCUGGAAGAUGACGACGACGAUGAUGACGAGGACAAGACGAACGACGCGCGAAAGCGACCGGCCGACUUGCUGCCGAUUGCACCACAGUUUUUUGUACCGAGCGUGGCCAAGCGAAGACGGUUCGACGUGCCAAACGAGCUGGGUAGCAUGAUGCCGCCAAUGCUACUGCGGCCGUUUCCUGUCGGACACAACCUCCUCCAUCCCAUGUCGGCGCUGCCCGUCGCGCCCUUUGGCUGGCUCCAAGGGGCCUAGGCACUCACCCAUUUAACUUAGUUUU